CGUGGCUCAUUGGGCGACGCUGCUGCAGUACAGUGUGCCUUUACUCACAAGUGUGUUCCUUGUACACCAGUAUUUUAUAUGGAAUUGUACUAAAGCGGAAGCAAUGGAUCCCAUAGCCGAGACUGAGAGUAAAAAGGUCGACAUUUAUAGGGACACAUGGGUUCGGUUCUUGGGAUAUGCCAACGAGGUGGGCGAGGCAUUUCGUGCCCUCGUGCCCGUCAGCAUGGUGUGGGCGAGUUACGCCGUCGCUACAGCAUACGUGUCAGCUGACGCAGUGGAUAAAGGCAAGAAGGCAGCUGUGGCUCAUGGUGAUCACCCGGGGAAGACUACGCGUGUGGCUGUGGCUGUCGUGGACACGUUUGUGUGGCAGGCGUUGGCGUCCGUGGCCAUUCCCGGCUUCACCAUCAACCGUGUGUGUGCUGCUUCUCUCUAUCUGCUGGGCAAAACCACGCGGUGGCCUUUACCCGUGCGCAAGUGGACCACCACCGCCAUCGGCCUUUCUACUAUCCCUUUCAUUAUCAAACCCAUCGACAGGUCUGUAGACUUCCUCCUGGAUUCCAGCUUGAGGAAGGUUUACGGUGGAGGGGAAAAGCACGAAUGAAGACCAGGAAGCUGACAUGGAGCCGAUGUACACACGUCCAAGUAAAGCCUCAUCAGAUUACAGCAGCAGCAAAGACUGAUUUUUCAUUUCCAUCAUAUUGUUUCACCAAGACGCACAACCUCAUCAAGUUUCUAGGGGUGUAACGAUACAGCGUACCUGUAGUGUGAUAUGAGGCUCUCGAUCCGAUCCGAUAUGAUACGAUGAUUUGUUAGACUGCAUAAUAAUGUAGAUCAUUUUUCAUAUUUUUCAUAAAAUACAGCAUAUAUACAGUAUAAUGCUAAGAGUCUGAACAAACACUUGAACAAACAUACAAGACUUAUUAUUAUUAUUAUUAUUAUUAUUAUUAUUAUUAUUAUUAUUCAGGUGAUGCUUAUUUCUGCUGUAUCGAAAAUGUUUCGAGACACCACCAUAACAUCAUAUCGAAUUUGAAUUUUGCGUAUCGUUACACUCCUAUGAGUUUCGUAUACUGUAAGAAACACAACAUUAAUGUUGUUGUGUGAUAAUGCUAAAAAAAAAUUUGUUAUGGUGUAAGAAAAAAAGGUUCAUUAAGAGUGUAGCUGUAUUACUGGCUGUAGCUGGCUUCAACAUUUGAUGUGCGUAUGUCACAAUAUGAACAACUAUAGUCUCUUGCACAGGAUCCCGGUUCCUUAGUGUCACUUGAUGUCUUUUUUUUUUUUUAAUUGUAGUGUCAUAUUGAAAGUUUUCCCUCAGACAGUUGUAUUUGCCUUGCUAAUCUUUAGUCUGAUAUAUUCCUAGAUAAAGCCAACGAAAACAUUACUGUAAAAUGUAUGUUAAGUUGCUAUACCUGACAUAAUCAGUGCAUAAUAUUUGACUUAGUUGUACCUCGGUGCAUUAUAUCGAAACGUCCAGAUGGUUGUUGGAGAACAUAAUUGAGAAAGUUGUGAAGGUUUGAGAGCACACUAUGCAAAAGACACCAAGCCAUAAGUUGCAAAUAUGUACAUUUUAGCUGAUUUUAAAUUCUAGCAAAGACAUGAAAAAGAUGUGAAACCGUAGUUCGUCCCAGCAUAGAGGUGGCUGUGAUGCCAAAAACAGAAAUAGUGAAUAUUUUUUAUUCUAUAUAGGUGAACUAUUACUUUCUAUCUACCUGAAUAUUCACAUAUCUUAUUUGGGAUAUACAUGCAUCUAUGACUACUGUGGAAACAUAAGGGAAAGAGUGUUUAUUUGUUUACAUGUGUUUUUUUAAAGGAUUUUUUUAUGUUUUCAUGUUAUGGGGCAUCAAAUAUAUUAGUAUAAAAUGUGGCAUUGAAAAUUAGAAGGGUUUAUUUUUUUAGCAAACAUUUUUUUAAAAAGAACUCUGGGGUGAUGCUUUCAUUUAAAAAAGGAUGUUUAAUAUGUAAUAAAACAAAAGAAAUGCUGUCCAUAAUAAAGUGAAAUAUAAAGAAA
Messenger RNA from Pangasianodon hypophthalmus (striped catfish), 2005 nucleotides. RefSeq names its product mitochondrial fission process 1 (gene mtfp1). The record is from RefSeq and is a predicted model, not a curated record. Bases 104 to 601 code for a protein of 165 amino acids. Gene Ontology annotation, biological process: mitochondrial fission. Gene Ontology annotation, cellular component: mitochondrion. The transcript has 4 exons. NCBI's taxonomy places the organism in Eukaryota, Metazoa, Chordata, Actinopteri, Siluriformes, Pangasiidae.